GUUUACAAAAAUGUGAGGGGUGUACUCACUUUUGUGAGAUACUGUAUCUACAAAGAAAAUGUAUGGUGGCUAACCGUCAAGGGAAGUCCCACAACGCCACUGAGUCACCGGAUUAACUUUAUGUCCUAUAAAGGAAGCCAGCUUACCGGCAAGAAGGGGAGAAACAUCAAAGCUCAGUGUUCUCCUCUUGGAUUGUACAAGCGAUCGCUUUUUCAUAUUGCCUUGCCUGUUCUUGCCUGUGAUCAUUUUCGUCACAUUGAGGAAUUAUUGGAAGUUGUGGAUUUUCCUUAGGGACUGAGUCACAGAACAUCCGUGCUUCUCAUGAGCUCCCGGACUGAGGCAUGUUAUCGGUGAGGCCGUCCCUGGACCUUUACCAACAAUUCAAACGCACGCACAAUUUUGUAUAUUGCGUAUAAUUUGCUGUUCCCUGUAUUUUCUUUAACUUUUUGUAUAAUACACUUUGGUUUUGACAGAGCUACUGGUAGCAAGGUUUUUCUUUCUUGAGUGUAUACGGUAUCUCACAAAAGUGAGUACACCCCUCACAUUUUUGUAAAUAUUUGAUUAUAUCUUUUCAUGUGACAACACUGAAGAAAUGACACUUUGCUACAAUGUAAAGUAGUGAGUGUACAGCUUGUGUAACAGUGUAAAUUUGCUGUCCCCUUAAAACAACUCAACACACAGCCAUUAAUGUCUAAACCGCUGGCAACAAAAGUGAGUACACCCCUAAGUGAAAAUGUCCAAAUUGGGCCCAAUUAGCCAUUUUCCCUCCCCGGUGUCAUGUGACUUGUUAGUGUUACAAGGUCUCAGGUGUGCAUUAGGAGCAGGUGUGUUAAAUUUGGUGUCAUCGCCCUCACACUCGUCACUAGAAGUUCAAAAUGGCACUUCAUGGCAAAGAACUCUCUGAGGAUCUGAUAGAAAGAAUUUUGCUCUACAUAAAGAUGGCCUAGGCUAUAAGAAGAUUGCCAAGGCCCUGACACUGAGCUGCAGCACGGUGGCCAAGACUAUACAGCGGUUUAACAGGACAGGUUCCACUCAGAACAGGCCUCGCCAUGGCCGACCAAAGAAGUUGAGUGCACGUGUGAUGCCUACAAAUGUAUUGUCACAAUUGUUAAAUUGUUUUGUGUAUUGGCCUGUAUAAAAGGAACAAUUAGAAUGUAUUUUUGCAAUGGAUUUGAGUGGUGUUCUUGAGGAUGCAAUUGCUUGAUUGUGCCACAAGGGGAGGUGUUUGUUUGUGUGAGCGCUAGUAGGGCUGCGCCAUGCUUCCACUUCUUAGACAGAGAACAGCUUGCUGAGCAAUCAGAAGUAACAUCUCCUGUGUCUGAUUUUCCUGUACAAAACAGUUGAGAGACCUUGAAUUGAAGUGCAGCUAGAUCCCUUGUAAAAAGUGUAAGCGACAUGGUGGUCUUCCCACGCCGACAUUUAUUUUGUUUGGUCAUUGCUCCUGGACAUGUGCACCUUAUAAGUUUAUAAAUUACAGUUAUUUCAAUAGUUGUGUGUGUAUAUAUAGUUGUAAUGUGUUGGUAAGGUUAAAGAGACCGAGGUAUUUGUAUAAUGUAGGCCUCUGUAUUGUUUUUGUAUUUUGUAUUUAAAAAUGUACUAAAAGUGUGGAACAAGCAGGCUAAACAGUAUUAAAGCUGCUGGAUGGAUAUGAUUUUGGAGCUGAUAAGAGCAGUAACUAUGAGUCAUAGUACCAGUUAAGACUGGGAUAGGUGAUGUAUUUCUGUUAAACUUAACAACAAAUUUGUACAUUUAUAUAAUUUGUAAAAUAUAUUAUUGUCAAAGUGGUUUGAAUGAAGAAGGAAAAAAAAGAUAUAUUCUGUUUAAUAAAGACAGAGAACAGCUUGCUGAGCAAUCACAAGUAACAUCUCCUGUGUCUGAUUUUCCUGUACAAAACAGGACACAAUAUCUGUUCACAGGUUACUCAUGCUUGAGGCCUGUAACAGAAAUUUGGAGGCACCGCUGGGAUCGGCAUCUGACGAGAGUUGGUGCUGAUCCUUUAACCUACGAACCAGGCAGAUGUCGCAGGACCAGUACGGUGGAGUGGCAGGCGUGCAACUGAGGCGGCUACAGGACCAGAGAUUGUGAGGGAACCCCAGCUGGAGGAAUGCAGUUUUGCUUGCUCAAGGUGACUGGACUCUGAGUCAUUGCUGGCCAAGGGACAUGGCAUGGAGGACGUUGAAAGAAAAGAACUGACCUGGAAGGUAAAGAAGAGUCUUCACACGCUGACAGUGGAGGAACUCUUUCAGGUUGCUGAGAACAUCACACCGGUACCAGAUCUUGAUUCUUCAAGUGUAAUCCAUGGUGAUGAGGGAAGUUGUUUUGAUUAUAUAUGCCCUUACCUGAAUUUUAAAAUGUUGCUUGAUUUAGAGGACCAGGGAUGUUCUCACUUGCUCUCCUUGAAAGAUGCUAUUACUAAACUCCUUGCUAUUCAUGUCACUGAAGUCAGUCAGCCUACAGUAUUAGGGGAUGAUGCUAUUACACUGACAACAACACUCACACAGGCUGUAGCAGCUCCACGGGGUACUGUAGAGAGUAAUAUUACAGACACAUUUCCUGUAGAGCCACAAGCAGUUGAGUACAAAAAGCUAAUGGUUAACUAUGAGGCUUUGGGUAGGAAGCUAGCUGAGUUUCAGAUAACACAACCAGCACAACACACACCUACCUCUACUGCCACACAGCCACCACACUCUAGACACACAACUAGACCUCAUAGCCACCCUAACCUCACAAGACCCAAAACACUGUACACCUGACAAGGUAGUCUCCCUGAGAGACCUAUCAUUCCUCCAACGCAGAGAAUUUAAAGUACAUAGAGGUCAAGUUGGAGACAAAACAGCAGACAUCAGCUACCAUGGAUUAUGCAAGCAGAUUGAUGAGGGACUCAAGGCGGGCCAUACAGAGGGGGAGGUAAUCCAAGGUGUUCUCCGCAUCCUCAAACCAGGACAGUUUAAGGAUAUGUUGAUUAACAAGGACGACUUGACCCUCUCUGAGCUUAAAAGCUUCAUGCGUUCUCAUCUUAGUGAAAAGAGCAUAGCGAGUUAUUUCAGGAGCUAAUGAGCACCAAGCAACAUGAGCAUGAGAGUCCCCAGCAGUUCCUCUACAGAAUGAUAGGACUGAAACAGAAAGUCAUGUUUGCAUCCAGACAGGAUAGUAUGGACAUUGAGUAUGAGCAGCGCACAAUCCAGAAUGUGUUUCUGCGCACCAUCCAUCAGGGUCUUCUCUCCAAGUACAGUGACAUUCGUAAUGAACUCAAGCCUCUCCUGUCUGAUUACACUGUUUCAGAUGAAACACUGAUAAGACAAGUUAACAAAGUGUCUAGUGAGGAGAGUGAGAGACAGCGAAGACUGGGACAUUGUCCACGACAGAAGGUAACCCAUGCUCACAGUGCUCAACUGGAGCCUGAUAUAGACAGUGAGAAACUACCUGAUUACAAAGCAAAGAAUAAAAAUAAAGUCAUAGAGGAAUUGAGUGCGAAGGUUGAUGCUCUGACUAAAAUGGUGGAGUGUCUCACAGCCCUCAAGACGCCCGAACAAACUUGUCAAUGUACCCAUACCAAGCAAAGGGUCAAACAAACAGCAAAACAGUAUGGCUGCCCUAAGUGUGUUGAAAGGGGUGCUAGCUCUUGCAACCAUUAUUUCACAUGUGGGGAGGCAGGUCAAAGGGCAGUAGGAUGUCUCAAACGGGGUCAAACAAGGAACAUCAUUCAGCCCUCUGCUGACGCUCACUCACUAAGCAGUAGCAGACAGCAGUACCCCACAAAGCUAGAGUUGCAAACAGAUGAACCCGCCCAUGUAAAAACCAGCUGUGUAAAUCCCCCAUUAACAAACAAAGAGACUGAAGCUAAUGAAAGAGUGGCUCAGCUAGUGGGAAAGAAAUGUAAAAUAAAGUGCUAUAUUCACAGCUAUGCGGUGGAUAGUUUGUUGGACUCUGGUGACCAAGUAAGCAUCCUCGACCGCAAGUGGGUAAAGACAUACCUUCCUGACCACAAGCUGCGACCACUGGCUGAACUUAUAGGACAAAAGGCUCUCAGUGUGCUAGCUGUGAAUUGUCAACCGUUGCCAUAUGAUGGUUGGGUGGGAGUGAUGGUGAGUUUUCCAAACAACAGUGACCCAAACCUAGCAAUACAAGUGCCCUUCCUGGUGAGUAGUGUGCCCAUGGACUGCCCUCUGAUUGGUUUUAAUGUGGUUGAACAGCUGAUACUGGGACCAAAGGAAAGCACAGAUCUCAUACCAACCAUUGUGAGUCUUAUUUGUCGUGCCAUGGACCUACAGGAUGACAAAGCCACUUCGUUAGUCAACUUCGUCCAUGCAAAAGUCGCCAGUAAUGAUGUCAGCCAGACUCAACUGAAAGUGGGACUGCAGGAUGUGGUCAUUCCAACUGGUCAGGUCAGACACAUUAAGUGUAAAAUACCAUCCACACUUGACAUAUCCAACCCACUUGUGCUCUUUGAACCCAGUGAGAGUAACCCACAGUUACAACAACUGGAUAUCGGCGACAGCCUUCUAGAGAUUUGUCAGGCUAGUGGCCCUUUUGUAAGAGUCCCCAUUGGCAACCACACCAAACACGACGUGACCUUGUUCUGUAAAACUGCCCUUGGGAGCAUUGAGCCAAUAUCCAGAAUUAUACCGACUGAUGAGCUGAACCAGACUGAGACAAGUGUUGCUCAGGGGGGCAACAGGGACGAACACCCUGAUAGUCAGCAGGACAAACGGGGGAGAGUGGCACAGGAAUGGGACCCACCAGUUGAUGUUAACCACUUAACUGAGGAUCAGCAGAAGAUUGUAAAGAAAAUGUUGCGAGAAGAGUCCAGGGCAUUUGCACGAGACGACAAUGACGUGGGGUGUAUACCUGGCCUGGAAAUGUCCAUUACCCUCAAGGACAGUACUCCAAUCCAAAAAUCAUAUACUUCUAUCCCAAAACCCCUUUAUAAAGAGGUAAAGGAGUACAUUGAGGAUCUUCUGGUUAGAGGGUGGAUUGUGAAGUCUAAAUCUCCUUACUCAGCACCAGUAGUCUGUGUGCGGAAGAAAGAUGGGACGCUCAGACUCUGUAUUGAUUAUCGGCUCUUGAAUCAACGCACUGUUCCAGACCGACACCCUUUGCUGAGAAUCCAAGAUCUCACAGAUACUUUGGGUGGGUACAGUUGGUUAUCCAUCCUAGACCAAGGGAAGGUGUACCAUUAGGGGUUCAUUGCAGAGGGGUCGCGCCACUUGACUGCAUUCAUCACCCCCUGGGGUCUUUACGAGUGGGUACAAAUCCCCUUCAGGCUAACAAAUGCACCCGCUGUGUUUCAACGCAGUAUGGAAGAAAUGCUUGCUCCCCUUCGAGAUGAGUGUUGUAUUCCAUAUUUGGAUGAUAUACUGUGCUACGCCAGAACAUUCGAGGACCAUGUUGAAGGGCUGAGAAAGGUCCUGAGAGCCCUACAGAAUCAUGGAGUCAAACUCAGGCCAACAAAAUGUGACCUGUUUAAAUGAGAUGUGAGAUAUGUUGGUCGUUUGGUUUCAGCCAAGGGUGUGCGCAUUGAUCCUAAGGACCUGGAGGCAGUGUACGAUCUGAAGAAUGAAGCACCUGCCACUGUUGGAGAUGUGCGGAGAGUCAUGGGCUUUUUGAGUUACUACCGUUCAUAUGUCCAAGAUUUCUCCAAACUGGCAACACCCAUCUACGAACUCCUGCAACCAAAGAGAAACAAAGAAGAGCAGCCUCACGGGAGACAUGGGGGACAGAGAGGAAAGGGUGCACAGUUUCCAUCUAAAACCCCAGUUGACUGAGAAACAUCAGGAGACACUGUGCAAGUUGAUUGACAUGCUGGUGAACCCCCCUGUCCUCGCUUAUCCAGACUUCGAGCUUCAUUUUGUGCUCCACACGGAUGCGUCCGAUAAAGGACUUGGAGCUGUCCUUUACCAGAGUCAGGGUGGGAAGCUGAGAGUAAUUGGAUAUGGCUCAAGGACCCUUACACCAGCGGAAAAGAAUUACAGGUUCCACUCAGGCAAACUAGAGUUUCUUGCCCUAAAGUGGGCAGUCUGUGAGAAAUUCAGGGAUUACUUGUUUUACGCCCCACAUUUUACCAUCUACACGGACAAUAAUCCCUUGACGUAUGUCAUGAGUACUGCUAAGUUGAAUGCAGUUGGCUACAGGUGGGUGGGAGAACUAUCAGAUUUUAGAUUUGACAUUCGUUACCGACCCGGCAAAGUAAAUGUUGAUGCAGAUACUCUUUCAAGAUGCCCCCUCGACAUCAACAGAUAUGUCACUGAGUGCACAAAGGAACUCCCCAGAGAAGCUGUCACUGCCACAUGGGAAGGCUGUGGGGCAGGCAAGCGUGGAGAUGUUGCCUGGGUUGCUGCCUUGGCUCUAACACAGGGUGACCAACUUGAACCAAGCAGCUGAGAAGUCGUGCCGCCUAUUGAUUUGGCUGAACUACAAAAAGCUCAGAGAACAGACCCAGUGAUCGGUGAAAUUUUGAAAAUGAAAGAGUCAAACAAAACACUCACAGAUGAAAUGAAACGCAGUGUGAGGGGCAGUGCCAGGAAAAUGAUGCAUGAAUGGACAAAGUUUCACAUUGAAGAUGGGGUUCUCUACCGUAAGACAGCGGAGAGACGUCAGCUAGUCUUACCUGUCGCCUUUAAGUAACUAGUUCUCAAGAACCUACAUGAUAACAUGGGCCAUGUCGGAGCAGAAAGGGUCCUCGGUUUGGCAAGGCAAAGAUUCUAUUGGCCCUACAUGAGGCGAGAGAUCGAAGCUUAUGUCACCAGACAUAUGCAUAAAACAAAAGAAGCCAGUGACAAACACACAAACCCCAAUGUCUAGUAUAACCACAAGUUCACCCAUGGAGCUCAUCUCCAUAGAUUACUUACACCUAGAACUGAGCAGAGGAGGCUACCAAUACAUCCUAGUUGUGGUAGACCACUUUACUAGGUAUGUACAGGCCUACCCAACCAGCAAUAUGAGUGGGAAAACAGCAGCGGAGAAGAUUUUCAACGAUUAUAUUCCCAGGUUUGGCUACCCAUCAAAGCUGCACCACGACCAAGGGUGCGAGUUUGAGAAUGAACUCUUUCAGACACUACAACAACUGAGCAGAGUGGGACACUCACGGACAACCCCCUAUCACCCCCAGGGUAAUCCAGUUGAGCGGUUCAACCGCACUGUGCUGCAGAUGCUGAGGACCCUAGGUGAGAAACAAAAGGAAAGGUGGAAGGAUUAUCUUCCUCAGGUUAUCCAUGCAUACAAUUGUACAUGCCACGAAGCAACUGGGUACUCACCUUUCUUCCUGCUUUUUGGCCGACAUCCAUGUUUACCUAUAGAGCUGCUAUUCAGAAUGACAACCAGUGAGCUACCACAGACAGCAAGAGGGUAUGCUGAAAAGUGGGCAGAACGGAUGACCGAAGCUUACCGGAUAGCAUCAGAAAACCGCAAAAAGUCGAGCGCUCGUGGUAAGAAAUAAUAUGAUCAACACACAAAAGGAGUAGUGUUGCAACCAGGAAAUUGAGUGCUGGAAUGAAACUUGAGUGAAAGGGGUGGUCCUGGAAAGUUAAGGUCAUAUUGGGAAAACACUAUCCAUGUUGUGAAAGAACAGAUCAAUGACAGUCCAGUCUACAGGGUGGCCUCAGAAAUGGAUGGCAGCAAAUCACGAGUCUUGCAUCACAAUCUGUUGCAUCUCAUUAGUGACCUCCCUGUUGACGUACCGGCAGCAGAAAAAGAGACUUAGACAUCACCAGAGAAGAAGAAAAGACCAAAAACAGCUCACAAAGAGGUGGAACUGCUACCGAACAGUGAGACUGGUUCAGAUGAUGACGAAAGCUCCACCUACGAUGAACUAAGAUAUAACCUGAGAAGUGGAAACGGAAAGAAUGUUACACCUACCUGUGAACCUACCUGUGUUCCCUUCAGGAAUUCAGCUCCUGCUGAGUCCAGUCGAACAAUUAUCUAUGGAGAAUACGUGAGGGACGGAGGAACAAAGCACAUGGGAAAGACAUUCACAAAAGUAACAAGAGGACAAAGAGAGACUGAACCAGGACCGGGUGGUAGACACCAAAAUGAUGAACCUAACAGUGACAGUGAAGAGGGGGGACCUGCAAAAGUGAGAGAGUCAGAGAUCAGCCAUGUACUGGCCAUGGGGAGUGAAAGUGAAGCUGAGCAGUUCCGUCCAGAAGAGUCACAAGUUGGGCCUGACCUGACCCCUGACCCUGAUGAACACACACUCAAAAGGUCCACUAGAGAUAGGCGGCCAGCAACACUGUUUACUUACAAUACAUUAGGUCAGCCUUCUCGACAUUCAUUAGUCAAUAGUGUAGACAUUUAUGAAACACCAAACAUGGCACUUUGGGGCAUGCAACCAUAUCACCUGGCACCUAACCCUUUUCAAGUGUCAUAUCAUGUUCCAUCUUCCUAUGCUCCACACCUUUACACCAUUCCAGUAUGUCAUAACAGGCCAGGUCUAUAUAGGUUAAGAGGCUAAGGAAAUGCACUUUGAGUUACGAUUGUUUUGAGUAAUGUUGAGUAAGAGUUUAAAGGUAAAAUGUCAGGAGCCAUUUUAUUUUUUGUUGGGGAGUGUGUGAUGCCUACAAAUGUAUUGUCACAAUUUUUAAGUUGUUUUGUUUAUUGGCCUGUAUAAAAGGAACAAUUAGAAUGUAUUUUUGCAAUGGAUUUGAGUGGUGUUGUUGAGGAUGCAAAUGCUUGAUUGUGCCACAAGGGGAGGUGUUUGUUUGUGUGAGCGCUAGUAGGGCUGCGCGAUGCUUCCGCUUCUCAGACAGAGAACAGCUUGCUGAGCAAUCAGAAGUAACAUCUCCUGUGUCUGAUUUUCCUGUACAAAACAGGUUAGUAGUGUGUGUUAUUUUGCUGCAAUACAUUUCUAAGGACUUUUAAAGCCUUAAUUAUGUUGUUCCGACAACGUUUUAUGUGUAAAACUGUGGUUUAUUCAGUUGAGAGACCUUGAAUCAAAGUGUAGCUAGAUCCCUUGUAAAAAGUGUAAGCGACAUGGCGGUCUUCCCACGCCGACAUUUAUUUUGUUUGGUCAUUGCUCCUGGACAUGUGCACCUUAUAAGUUUAUAAAUUACAGUUAUUUCAAUAGUUGUGUGUGUAUAUAUAGUUGUAAUGUGUUGGUAAGGUUAAAGAGACUGAGGUAUUUGUAUAAUGUAGGCCUCUGUAUUGUUUUUGUAUUUUGUAUUUAAAAAUGUACUAAAAGUGUGGAACAAGCAGGCUAAACAGUAUUAAAGCUACUGGAUGGAUAUGAUUUUGGAGCUGAUAAGAGCAGUAACUAUGAGUCAUAGUACCAGUUAAGACUGGGAUAGGUGAUGUAUUUCUGUUAAACUUAACAACAGAUUUGUACAUUUAUAUAAUUUGUAAAAUAUAUUAUUGUCAAAGUGGUUUGAAUGAAGAAGGAAAAAAAAAAGAUAUAUUCUGUUUAAUAAAGACAGAGAACAGCUUGCUAAGUAAUCACAAGUAACAUCACCUGUGUCUGAUUUUCCUGUACAAAACAGGACACAAUAUUUGUUCACAGGUUACUCAUGCUUGAGGCCUGUAACACACGUGCUCAGCGUCAUAUCCAGAGGCUGUCGUUGGGAAAUAGACAUAUGAGUGCUGCUGGCAUUGCUGCAGAGGUUGAAGGGGUGGGGGGUCAGCCUGUCAGUGCUCAGACCAUACGCCGCACACUGCAUCAAAUUGGUCAAGAAGGAAGCCUCUUCUAAAGAUGAUGCACAAGAAAGCCCGCAAACAGUUUGCUGAAGACAAGCAGACUAAGGACAUGGAUUACUGGAACCAUGUCCUGUGGUCUGAUGAGACCAAGAUAAACUUAUUUGGUUCAGAUGGUGUCAAGCGUGUGUGACGGCAACCAGGUGAGGAGUACAAAGACAAGUGUCUUGCCUAGCAUGGUGGUGGGAGUGUCAUGGUCUGGGGCUGCAUGAGUGCUGCUGUCACUGGGAAGCUACAGUUCAUUGAGGGAACCAUGAAUGCCAACAUGUACUGUGACAUACUGAAGCAGACCAUGAUCCCCUCCCUUUGGAGGGACUGGGCCGCAGGGCAGUAUUCCAGCAUGACAACAACCCCAAACACAUCUCCAAGACGACCACUGCUUUGCUAAAGAAGCUGAGGGUGAAGGUGAUGGACUGGCCAAGCAUGUCUCUAGACCUAAACCCUAUUGAGCAUCUGUGGGGCAUCCUCAAACGGAAGGUGGAGGAGCACAAGCUCUCUAACAUCCACCAGCUCCGUGAUGUCGUCAUGGAGGAGUGGAAGAGGACUCCAGUGGCAACCUGUGAAGCUCUGGUCAACUCCAUGCCCAAGAGGGUUAAGGCAGUGCUGGAAAAUAAUGUUGGCCACACAAAAUAUUGACACUUUGGACAUUUUCACUUAGGGGUGUACUCACUUUUGUUGCCAGUGGUUUAGACAUUAAUGGCUUUGUGUUGAGUUUAUGGUGCUAAAGAGGUUCGGCUUUGAGGAUGGACUGAUAUCAUGGAUCCGUUUAUUAUAUAUGGAACCGCAAGCUUCCAUAUAUACCAACGAUGCUAAAUCUGACUAUUUUACUUUGUCAUGGGGUACGCACCAGGGAUGUCCUCUGUCUCCCUUACUUUUUGUCAUAGCCAUUGAGCCUCUCUCAUUGACGCUUAGAACUCUUCCUGUAUUUCAGAGUAUAUUCUGCAAAUGGAAUUGAACAUAAACUAGCCCUAUAUAUAGCCUAUACAUCCCUACACAUAUUAAAUGACUUUGGGAAAUUUUCCGGGUAUAAACUGAACCUGCAAAAGAGUGAAUGCAUCCUCAUAAAUCAAUCUGGCCAAAAAAUAAAACUGACUGAAAUACCUUUUCAUUUGGAGGAUUCAAAAUUCAAAUAUCUCGGAAUUAAUGUCACCGGUUCAUUUUCUGCAUUAAUGGCGAAUUUUACACCCUUAAUUUCAUACAUGAAGUCAGCCUUUCAAAGAUGGGCAGCUCAACCAUUAUCCCCUCUUGGUAGAAUAAACACAGUAAAAAUGAACAUUCUUCCAAAAUUCCUCUACCUUUUCCAGUCCAUCCCUUUGUUUUUACCCAAAUCUUUCUUCAAGAAUAUAGACCAAUUAAUCUCCUCUUUUAUAUGGGCAGGAAAAACACCAGGGUUUCCAAAUUUUCACUUCAAAAGAGUCGACUUAAUGAUGGCCUCUCAUUGCCCAAUUUCAUGUAUUAUUAUUGGGCGGCUAAUAUUCAGAAACUGGUGCUCUGGGUGCAGGCCCCCUCUCUUCCAUGGUGCCACUUAGAAGCAAAGUCUUGUCACAAUUACUGAGCAAGUGUGUAAAAAAAAAAUCAAUGUUCAAACUAGGCUUGCUGGGAAGUCGGUGUUCCCGGUGUUACACUGUGUUUGGCCACACACCGAUUACAUCACUUGCCCACCGUGGCACCGCCCCCACUGUCGUUUUGCUUUUUUAUAGUAAUAAAAAUCAUUUAGUUCAGUUAGAGAACGGACGCUACAAUUAAAAACUGAACACGUCAGCUCAAUUCAGCAUGACAUGAAUGAGUCCGAGUCACAGCACAGAUCAGAUUUCAUUUAUCACGUAACGAGAGUGAGGCGAGCGGACUGACAAGACGAUGGUGGAAUAUUUGGUUUUGAAAGUUCUAUGUUUAAUAUAAGCGAGUUUUUCAUUUAACUGUUUUGUUGUGUUUUUCAUAAAGAAUAAUAAUGAACCCAGCAUUUAAGCAAUUGCUUAAAUUAACAUGGGAAAUUUUCCUCAAACAUAAAUGCUAUCAGUUCAGUGUUGAAACAAUAGAGUUUAAAGGUCUAAAUCUAAGGAAUCACAAAUAAGUCUGAAAAGUCUAAAUGGGGGCUACAAGGAUGAAGGAGGUCAGGCACGUGGUUAGAAGGACAAUCUGUCUGUGAACCUUUGCACUUAUGAGAUAUUUUCAAAGUGUCUCCUGGUUUUUGCUCUUUAGUUUACCCAGAUAUCACCUGUGAUUCACCAUCUGUCCCAAAUGCGGUUGUCAGUGGAAGCUCACCUUACAGAUAUGGUGUCUCAGUCCAAAUCUUGUGUAAUGAAGGCUACAGAAUAGAGGGGUCUAAUAAGUUGA
Ictalurus furcatus (blue catfish) is the source of this 12015-nucleotide messenger RNA. RefSeq lists its product as uncharacterized. The record is from RefSeq and is a predicted model, not a curated record. The transcript is spliced from 2 exons. Lineage: Eukaryota; Metazoa; Chordata; Actinopteri; Siluriformes; Ictaluridae. Bases 3054 to 5180 code for a protein of 708 amino acids.